Lymnaea stagnalis (great pond snail) is the source of this 5631-nucleotide messenger RNA. The record is from the annotation of a GenBank genome assembly. Lineage: Eukaryota; Metazoa; Mollusca; Gastropoda; Lymnaeidae.
CGCCAAGAGGCAUUGCCCCGCCCCUCCCGGGUGACUUGCUGUUGAACCCGCUACUAACACACAGUAUUCUCUCGGCCGUAACCACAGCCACCAAAUUCGAGCCGAUUGAUCGAGUUUUCUUGUUAUAUUCACAACUGUCGCCAAGGACUCGCGCUAUCAACAGAAACGGACUCUUGAAGUAGUUGAGACCAAGCCUAUAGAGCCCACAAUUCACCCCAGCCUUCAGCUGUACCAGACGUGUGUUCUGUGAGUAGCCGUACUUUGACAAAUCAAACACUUUUUUUUUUUUAAUUUCUGAACUGACUGUGUACAUUUAUAACUAGGUAUACUGUUAAUGUGACAAAUUAAUUUAAACAAUAAUUUUGUCAUUGAAAACAUAACACAAACAUAAUGCAAACCAUUUGGUUUUGAUAAACCUUAUUUCAAUCGUCAUAUAUUGUUAUAAUUAAUUGGCUAUUCCUUUUUAAUCGCAACUGAAAAGUGUCUAUUAAUAUUUUUACUAAGUUGCUGUAUAGUGAUUUAGCAAACUGCUGCUAGAGAAAUCAUUAAGACCACACAUAAAAUUAGAUGAAAUAUAAAUCGUUUAUUCACUAACACUGACAGUAGUAAAACACUCUAGUCUAAGCCAUUAAUACACGCACCAGUUAGAUCACGCCAGCAAUGAUAUCAUACCCACGUCUGCCACGAGUGCCAUACUAACAGAUGUUUAAGUAUUAGUUAGACCGCUUUCACUUUCUGAUUUAUUAUUUAUUAUCCGAAUGUUGCAUUAUCAUAAUUUAUCUUGUAUUCUUCUGAAGAAUUAAUUGUGUAUUCUAUUUAACAUGUAGGCCUACAGCCCAUGUUAACAUCUUAGACACACAGAAUAUGGCAAGGACAGCCCAAUCGAACAUAAUACAUAUGACAUAAACAACCCAUUUACUAUCAUGCAACAGUCUGAAACCCUAACAUUCUUGUGGAAAAUGACCUAUUAGUGCCCUGUACAAUUAUUUAUUAUCCGAAUGUUGCAUUAUCAUAAUUUAUCUUGUAUUCUUCUGAAGAAUUAAUUGUGUAUUCUAUUUAACAUGUAGGCCUACAGCCCAUGUUAACAUCUUAGACACACAGAAUAUGGCAAGGACAGCCCAAUCGAACAUAAUACAUAUGACAUAAACAACCCAUUUACUAUCAUGCAACAGUCUGAAACCCUAACAUUCUUGUGGAAAAUGACCUAUUAGUGCCCUGUAUAAUUAACACAUUAUUAAUAUGUCUGCGGAGAGCAGAAAAUAAGCCCUCGAAGUUUUGACAGGAGAGUGCUGAACAUUCAGAUUCAAUGCAGAAUGCCUAAAGUCACCUGCCUUAAGCUUUAAAGGUAGCGGGUGUUAUUAUAAAAAAAAAAAAAAAAAAAAAAAAAAAAAAAAAAAACUUUUUGACAACUGGUGAUUCACAGUCUUAAAUAUUUAUCUAAGAAUAGUCUAUUACAUUGUUUCAGUAACGUCCAAAUAUUAAUCACAAGCCAUCAAAAUGGGAGUCAAGGAUGGAUUCAUGGGAGCUAACAUUGCCACCAAAAUUGCUUUCUUUGUUACAUUUUUGGCUAAUGUGGUGAAGUAAGGAACACUUUUUGACUUUAAACAGACUUUAAUGAAUGAAACAUUUGCUUUACAUUUAUUAAUACAUUCUUUAAGAAACCUUUGUUCAUUCUUGUGUGUUACCAAAGUAACAGGAAAUACUCGUAAAUCGGUAAAACUUUUCCAACUAGUACAGUAAGACGUAGUCUUUCUGAAUGUCUGUGAGCAGAAGCCUCCAUGAGACUGUACGCACAAUUUGUUUCAUUAAUACGUAAUAGUAAUGAAACUUUUAUUAUUAAUAUUGUUAUUAUUUAUUAUUCUUAAUCAAUGAUUUUAAAGAAAAUUUUAGGAAAUCUACUAAUGCAUUCUUUACGACAUCAGACUUUUUGUAGUUUUGUGAAAAUGGGUGUUUUACAUGUUCAACUUUCUUUUUUAAUGACAUGUAGUUGGAUUGCAUUCUGUACGACGUCUUGGACCGUAUAUGAGCCAGCGACGGGAAAUUAUCAAUGGACCGGCUUGUGGCGGGCUUGUAGCGGAGCCUCAGGAAGUGCCUCAUGCACCGGUGGCAUCGGACAAUUAGACGGUAGUUCAGACGGUACGUUUAUCUGUUCUUUUAUUUUAAACUAAAUCUCUUUUAAAAGUGAUAUUCAUUUUCUAUUCUGUGAUCAUUCAAGAGCUUAAUUUUUUUUAUUUUUUAUUCAUUUAAAACAGCUGGCUUAAGCUGUAAUUUGAAGUGUGUCCCAAUUAUAUGAUAGAGGAGCAUAGAUGUUUAAUUUAUGAUAUCCAAUCUUCCAGUUUUCUCAGUUUAUAUUCAAAUCUAAUAAUCUUGAAUACAUAUUAAAUUGUAAUCUUUGACCCAAUGAUUACAUUUGUGAGUUUGGUAAAUGGCUAGAGAAUGUCCCGAGAUGACCGCCAACUUGGUUGACAAAACCAGUUAAUUCUAUCACUAAUGUAUCCCUAAAUCGAUCCCUCAACCUAACCUAAACCCUAAUUCACUGUAACUAUAAUAAACACGCAAAUGACGUCACGGGAUGCUCUCUAGACAUUAGCCGCGAGGUUUACUAGGAUAUGUCUAAUAUUUACGUUAUUUUUUCCUAUAUAUUAUAGGGGGAAAAAAAAUCUUGUUCACUUAAUCUACAUUUACAGAUUAAUGAUUGAAAAACUAGACUUUUUACUUUGAAAUUUCAAGUUAUAUAAUGUUUAAGGAAGUGUCUACACGUCCGGCGCGCUGGACAAAUAGUGUGGGAAAUAUGCGUCCGGCGAGCAUGUCAUAUGACCGCCGGACAACUAGUAGGUGUUAUUAUUCCGAAGGAAGAAUCUAUCCAGAAGAUCUUGUGAGGUCAUGUGGUAGAGUGCCCGCUUGACGAUAUUAUAUUUGUGGAUCGAUUUCCCGCAUAGGAACCCUUUUUUCUCCCCAUUUUAAUUAAAAAUAUUUUAUAUUAUUAUAUUUAUUUUAUCAUGUUCAUCAGCAACAGUAGUUUUAUGAGAAGUUUUUAAAUAUUUUGUAGCAAUUUAAAAUGUUUACUUUACAAUUUAAAAUCUUUUACUUUUAUUGGUUGCCUACUCCAUACUGAAUACUGGCCCCUAAUUAUAUUAUGAUUAUGGGUUACUGGUACACAAACUCAAAUAACAAAUUAAACAAAAAUGUUAACAAACCAUUUUCACUUCAGUUUUUUUCUAUUAUUUGCAUUCAAGAUACUCAGUAAAUUACUUGGUAGAGAAAUAGAUUUUAAAAUUAACAAUAGUUUUGAAUCAUUCGCGGCACCUGACAAGGCUGAUGGACAAAAUAUCUCUUGCCACUUUGUUACGGUGGUCGUGUUACUUGGUCGCCGGACGAAUAGUGCGGGAGAUAUGCAUCCGGCGCGCCGGACGUAUAGACACUGCCAUUUUUUAUGUUUAAAUGUGGGGGUUUUUUUGGACACUAGAUGCAGCAAUUGUAUAUAAAAUUAAGAAAAAAUGUUUCCUAUAAUUAAGAUAAAACCAAUUAGACAAUGAAAAACUUUAUAACAUUAGCAUCUCAUAUUUUAUUUUUUAUCUUAAAUUGAAAAUAAUAAUCAAAAUGUAACUGUCAAAUCAUUAUAUAUUUGUUUAAAUAGAUGACGUUGAUGCAGUCCAAGCCUUCGCCAUCUUUGGUUUCAUCGCCUUGAAUGUAGGAUUGCUCCUGAUUGUUCUCUACAUGUUCUGGGGAAGCUGCAAAGGAAAUGCUGAGACUGGAAUAGCUUCUGCUAUCAUCCUCUUCAUCUCGGGUAAUUUUUCUUUUAAUGAUUGAUCACAUGGUUUUAUUUCGGUUAUUAGUUUGGUUUCGUGUCACUUUGUGUGUGUCAUAUCGUUCAAUACAUGUUUACCCACUUAUGCGGAAUUGAUUUUCUUCAACAUAAGCACAAAUGUAUAUGUCUACAGACAAACCAUAUCUUUCCACUUUUUAUUACCUUACAUCAUUAAACACCCCAAGUAAUCUAUAUUUCCAAUAAAAGGAGCCGCUUGGUUAAAUCAACUAUUAGUCAGAUAAGUCGAUCCAAAUUUCAAAAGUGACUUGAGUCGUGGGCAAUUUGACAACCAGAUCAUCAUAGGCUAAUGUGUAUAAAUUAUGUAUUUUAUUUUAAAGAAAUUAAAUUCAGUUCUACAAUUCUAUUAAAAUUCUCUCAAAGGUCAAAUUUUACAUUUUACAAGUUCACCUCUUACAAUUAAUUUUUUCAGGUGAAACUAGAAACAGAGGCAUGCAGGUGCCCAAAACAAAUCAGCCGAAGAUAGUUGGACUAAAUUCUCAUAUAAUUAUUUAUUCUAUCUCACUAAUAACAAUAAUUUUAAUCAAUUAUAUAAUUUCUAAAGAUUUUAAACCUCUCUCCUGACUAAAUAAAGAGCAUUCUUUUUUUAUUUGGAUGACCUAUAUAUUUAAUAGUCACAUAUAAGUGUGUCAAUACAAUUUUUUUUUGUUAGGUCUAUAUUUUUAAAGAUAAUCCUUCAUAGGGACAUCGUUCAAUAUGUAUUCUUGAUGAUUAAAAAUAAUUCUUAAAUUAUGCCUAUUUUAUCUACAGCUGGCACCUGGCUCAUCGCAGUUGCUGUCUUUGGUGCCAGGUUUGAUGAUUUUGCAAACACCAGAUUCGGCUACUCCUAUGCCCUGGCCGUCUGCGCCCUCAUCUUGGCUCUGAUCAGUGGCAUCAUCAUGAUCAUUGGUGGCAGGGGCAACAGUUCUGUCAGCUCAAAGUAAACUUCAAGAAGUUUCAAGAAAAUUUCUACACUAAAAGCAUUACAUUUUCAACUAUACUUAAGACUAUGUGGACAUUGAUCAACACAAAAAAAGACAUUCUGAUUUACCAAAAAAAAGAUUUCUCAAUUUUAAAAAAAAAAUGAAUCAAUAAAUAGUAUUUUUAAAAUUGCACCAUCACUUUCAAAGUCAACACAUAAAUCAUAAGAAUUGCUCUUUAAAACUUUUUAAACCAAAUAUAUGAUUAGUUUUAUAUAUCAUGCUGUAAUAGGGUUUUAUACUAUAAAAAUAAUUCUUAUUAGUUUUUUUUAUGAAACUGUGAUAGGAAUUCUUAUCAGAAUUUAUCAUUCAGUUGAGCUUUGGAAGGUAUAUUCACUUGAUCUGUCCAUUAUUCCGUCCAUAUUUUAUGUAACUCCAUCACAAACCAUUAAUAUUGUAGCAAGUUGAAUGAAAGUUGAAACUGCGAUCAUCUAUAAAUAAAUCACCCUUGCCAUUGGAAGAUAUAUAGUAUUUGCAGCAAAAGUUCCUUGGAAAUAACUUUGUAACCAGCCAUAUCUCCUCAAAUUAUCUGAAAGAAAAGUAUUUGUAUGUGUUUUAAUAGACUAUAAAUAAACAAAAUAUUACUCUGCAUUAGAAUAUGAGAAAUAACCCACCAGGUUUGGGGGGCGGGGCCAUGUGUUAUUCAAUAAAGCAACUUGCAACCUAAGUAUGUAUGAUUAUUUGAUGCUUCAGGGGCUUCCCUUCAUUAGAUACCAUACAGUACAUGACUAACAAAAUACUUGCUUGUAUUUUUGCAUGAAUUAUGUAUGCAUAACAUCGUGAAUAUCCCCAGGACACUGAGAGACUGUUUGAUUGGGAAUAAAUGUUUUUUUUUUAUAACAUUUC